AUGCCAGGCGAGACUAUUACAAUACAAGCGGGACAAUGCGGGAAUCAAGUGGGUCUACAAUACUGGCAACAACUAGCUCUAGAGCAUGGAAUAAACAAAGAUGGAACACCAACACUGUAUCCAAAUACAUCAUUCAAUAGUUCUCAGACUGGCUCUCAUCCUUCUCUGCAAGACUCAUCACUGGGUCUGGCCAAUGGCUCCAAGCGACUACAUCGAGAAGACCACCCAGAAUUGUUCUUUACACUUUCAGAUUCGAAUACAUAUACUCCUCGUUCAAUCCUCAUUGAUUUAGAACCGUCGGUGGUGACCAAAGCAUUGAAUUCACUACCUAUGCUUAAUCCAAGAAAUACUCACGUUAGCAACCAUGGUAAUGGUGCCGCCAACAACUGGUCUAACGGAUACAAAUAUGAAUCAGAACACAUUGAAAAUAUUUUGAAUAUAAUAGAUAAGGAAGUUGACAAAUGUGACAAUUUGUCCCAGUUUCAAUUGAUUCAUAGUGUGGCUGGUGGUACUGGCCUGGGAUGUGGGUCGAAAAUGUUGGAAGUAUUACAAGAUAGAUAUACCAGCAAAAAGAUCAUUACCACCAAUUCCAUUUUCCCUUCGAAUGAAAAAACUAGUGAUGUUGUGGUACAACCAUACAAUAGUUUGCUAACGUUGAAAAGAUUGAUUGAGUUUAGUAAUGCAACUUUUGUAUUCCACAAUGAUGCCUUGAAUAACAUUGAAAAUACAGUCUUCAACCAAGGAGGGCUACAAGAUCGAGAUCUAUCAAAUGCUACUUCGUUUCAAGGCACAAACAAGCUCAUUGCAUUUGCAAGUGCAUCAGUGAGUAAUCCCAUGCGAUUCCCUAGCUAUAUGUACAGCUCGAUUGAAUCAAUUGUUGCAGGCUUGGUUCCAACACCAGAUUUGAAAUUCCUCACAACCUCGGUGGCACCAUUCAACACCCAGUCGCACCACAACUACAUCAACGAGUAUGACAUGUUUUUGGAAUUGUCAGAUGAUAGAUAUAAAACCAAUAAAUGUGUUUCAUCAUCAUCAUCAUCAUCUUCAGAGAUUGCAUACAUCAGUUUGAUGAACUAUCUAAUCAGUGGAUCUCAUUUGGAUCGUAAGGAGAUACGAAAGGGUAUUUUGAAAGUUCAAGCACGUACAAAUUUUGUACCCUGGACAUCUAGAUCAGUUGGAGUAGUACACGGCAAGAAAUCACCUUAUUUGAGUAGUAAGCACCUUGAGGGAAUACAGAUAUCUAACAACACUUCCAUCAUAGAUGUGUUUAACAAGAUAUUAAGACAGUAUGACUUGCUCGUCAAAAGAAGAGCAUACUUGAACACUUAUGCCGAGGACAACUCUGCUGAGGAGAUGGAGCGUGUGGUUGACAUGCUUAGCGAGUGCAAGGAGUCAGUGGUGAGAGUAAUUGACGAGUACAGUGCAUGUAGGAGUAUCAAUUACUUGGAGGAUGAAGAUGAUGUAGAAAUGGAUAUGUAG
Messenger RNA from Lodderomyces parapsilosis, 1479 nucleotides. It is a transcript of the gene TUB4, whose product is annotated as gamma-tubulin. The transcript is spliced from 2 exons. Gene Ontology annotation, cellular component: gamma-tubulin complex; microtubule; cytoplasm. Gene Ontology annotation, biological process: microtubule nucleation; mitotic spindle organization; mitotic cell cycle. The coding region runs from base 1 to 1479 and encodes 492 amino acids. Gene Ontology annotation, molecular function: structural constituent of cytoskeleton; GTP binding. NCBI's taxonomy places the organism in Eukaryota, Fungi, Ascomycota, Pichiomycetes, Serinales, Debaryomycetaceae. The record is from RefSeq and is a predicted model, not a curated record.